Hibiscus syriacus is the source of this 1585-nucleotide messenger RNA. RefSeq names its product protein JINGUBANG-like. The transcript has a single exon. The record is from RefSeq and is a predicted model, not a curated record. Lineage: Eukaryota; Viridiplantae; Streptophyta; Magnoliopsida; Malvales; Malvaceae. The coding region runs from base 40 to 1371 and encodes 443 amino acids. Gene Ontology annotation, molecular function: protein binding.
ACUGCGUAUAUCCAGUUUCUUUUGUCUAGAAAAGCCGGCAUGAAGGUCCGAUCAUGGCUAGCCACAUGCUCCACCGGAACCUGCGCCACUCUAACCCACAACUCCACCAUUCCGUUCUCCCCAGAAAUAUCGCACUCAUCGGAACAUCUCGUUUCCGACAGCUCCUCCUAUAAUCGGGGAAGCGCCACGUCAUCUUCCGCUUCUUCAAGUGAUUCCAGCUGCAGUAGCCUCCCUAGCAACCUCUCCCUCCAGACUCUGCCAUCUGUCCCUUCCUUACAGAAGCUCUUCCCUGAGAGCUUAGUCUUCUGCGUCUCCGACAUCAGCGUUUCUUCAAUCAAGCCCCGACCCAAGCAUCCGAUCACCUGCGUUGCGGUUCAGGGUAACUUAUUGUAUGUAGCCUCUGUUAACGAAAUCAGUGUCUACAAUCGUGAAACCUCCACUCUUCUUGAUGUAUACAAUGGCCGGGAUUCAUCUUCCGGUUCCGUUAAGUCCGUCGCUUUCUGUAACGGAAAAAUCUUCACUGCUCACCAGGACUGUAAGAUCCGAGUAUGGCAAAUGACCGUAACUAAAAAGCACAAGUUCUUAACCGCUCUACCUACCGUUAAUGACCGUUUACGUCGUUGCGUUCUCCCGAAGAACUACGUCAGUGUACGCCGUCACGUGAAACGUUUGUGGAUCGAGCAUGCCGACGCCGUUACCGGACUCGCCUCUAAUAAAGGCCUAAUCUACUCGGUUUCUUGGGAUAAAACCUUGAAAAUAUGGCGAGCAUCGGAUAAACGUUGUUUGCAGUCUAUCAAAGCACACAACGACGCAAUUAACGCCAUCACCGCUUCCAUCGACGGAACGGUUUAUACAGGUUCCGCCGACAAACGGAUCCGGGUGUGGGGAAAACCGUCAGGCGAGAAGCGGUACGCAUUGGUGGCAACUCUAGAGAAACAUAAGUCAGCUGUUAACGCACUGGCUUUAGACGACGAGAGAUCGGUGCUUUUCUCCGGGGCGUGUGACCGUUCAAUUCUGGUUUGGGAGAGGGAGGAUAGCGCCACUUACAUGGUGGUUACGGGUGCGUUGAGAGGGCAUGGAAAGGCGAUCCUAUGCUUAGUCAACGUCUGUGAUUUACUUAUGAGUGGGUCAGCUGAUCGGACGGUCAGGAUUUGGCAACGUGGAUUGGAAGGGAAAUAUUGUUGUUUGGCGGUUUUGGAUGGCCAUCAGAAGCCGGUGAAGUCGAUGACGGUGGUUAAAGACGAUGAACAGAGUGAUGUAAUUUCGGUUAUCAGCGGAAGCCUUGACGGUGAAAUUAUAACGUGGAGGGUCUCGUUCUCGAAACCCGGCAGCCCAUCAUCGGCGACGGACAUCCAAAAAUGGAAUUUGUGAGAAAUAAUAAAAAGGAAUUAAAUCAUCAUUUCAUCGUAAAAUUAGCGGGCCUCAUUCUUUUGGGGGUUACAGUCCUCCAUUAUUUGUUUCUUUUCCGGAGUAUAUUAUUGUUUUAUUAUAUGUAAGUUUACUAUUUCUGCAUUAAAUGGUUAAAACCAUAUAUUUAAUACAAAUUAAAAAUAUAUUCAAUAUAUUUAUAUUUUAGCUUUUGGCC